UCAGAUGCUUUUGUUUGAGUAGCCGCAACCUCCCUAUGGACUCAACAGAUGUAUCACGAAAUGGCAUUGCUCACUGGGAAUGCAGAUCCUGAGUUCAGCACUUAUUCCUUCAACAACUUGGAAAACCUGUGUGAAGUGCAAACCAAGAAAGGAUUCUUCUACAAAAAGGCCAAACUUUUGCAUCCUGGAGAAGACUUGUGCUGCUUAGCUCGCAUCGAUGACCGGUCCAGGUUUGUGAUCAUCAAUGUAGGCGGUAUUAAAUACAAAAUUCCAUGGACCACCUUGGAGAACUGCCCCUUGACCAGGCUUGGGAAGCUAAAGUCUUGCAACAACUAUGAUGAGAUCAUGAACAUCUGUGAUGAUUAUGAUGUUAGCUGCAAUGAAUUUUUUUUUGACCGUAAUCCUAGUGCCUUCAGGACAAUCAUGACUUUCCUGACAGCUGGGAAGCUGAGGCUUCUCAGGGAGAUGUGCGCUCUUUCUUUCCAGGAGGAGCUUGUGUACUGGGGGAUAGAAGAGGACCACCUGGAGUGGUGCUGUAAAAAGAGAUUGCGACAGAAAGAGGAAGAGGCAGCUGAGGCCAGGCUGUUUGAAAGGGAGAUGGUAUUUAGUGAAACUGCGCAACGUGCCUUCCAGGACACUAGCCGGUUGAGUUUGUGCAUGAGAAGGCUUAGGGAUAUGGUAGAGAACCCCCACUCAGGGAUCCCAGGGAAGAUCUUCGCUUGUAUUUCAAUCUCUUUUGUUGCCAUCACUGCAGUCAGCCUCUGCAUCAGCACCAUGCCAGAUGUCAGAGAAGAAGAAGAUCGGGGUGAAUGCUCACGGAAGUGCUAUGACAUCUUUGUGCUGGAGACGGUGUGUGUGGCAUGGUUUUCAUUUGAGUUCCUGCUGCGAUCCAUUCAGGCAGAGAACAAGUGUGCUUUCCUGAAAACUCCGCUCAACAUCAUCGACAUCCUGGCCAUUCUGCCUUUCUAUAUUUCUCUCAUUGUGGAUACGGUCUCCACAAAAAACAGCAGCAAGCCUGGCGGGGGAUCUGGGAACAAGUACCUGGAGAGAGUGGGCCUGGUGCUGCGCUUCCUGCGGGCUCUGCGCAUCCUGUACGUGAUGAGGCUGGCGCGGCAUUCGCUGGGGCUGCAGACGCUGGGGCUCACUGUGCGCCGCUGCACCAGGGAGUUUGGCCUCCUCCUGCUCUUCCUUUGUGUCGCCAUGGCCCUCUUCUCACCGCUGGUGUACUUGGCUGAAAGUGAACUGGGAGCCAAGCAAGAAUUCACCAGCGUCCCCACCAGUUACUGGUGGGCUGUGAUCUCCAUGACAACUGUUGGCUACGGGGACAUGGUGCCUCGUAGCAUCCCUGGACAGGUGGUAGCCCUGAGCAGUAUCUUAAGUGGGAUUUUGCUGAUGGCUUUCCCAGUCACAUCCAUCUUUCAUACCUUUUCCCGUUCCUACAGUGAGCUGAAGGAGCAGCAGCAACGAGCAGCCAGCAGGCAAAUGCGCAAGCUACCAGAGAACACUGAACUCCCAGGUGAUGACAGUACAAGGGGGCUCAGUGCCACCUUCCCACCAAGUGUUACUGGACAGGACAGUCCACCCAUGGUGGACCAGUAAGACGAGAAGUUCUUGACCCUGAACAGAUGCGAACAUACAUUGGCAGCACAAGAAGCAGUGGACAAGGGAGGUCACUUCUGAAAGAAGAACCUCCUGAACUGCAUAAAUGAGGGGCAGACACACACAAAGUUGUCUCUAAAGACCAACUUUUGAUCUUAAGAGCCCUCUGAAAAGUACCCCUAGAAACUCUGCCAAGUACAGCUCUGCUCCAUUGCUUUUCUUAGGGCUUUUUUUUUCUAUUGAACAGGUAUUUUUGGGUAUCCCCAAGGAGCAGCUGUUGAACGUAGCCAGCUAGGAGAAUGUAACAUGAAGCACAGCCUGUACCAGGGUGCCAUUUGGCAGAGUAACCAGCGUGCCACCUCCUCCCUGCCCUGCUCGGUGGCACUCACGUAUGAGGGGCUGAGUGAGGGGGCUCCCCACACUGCAAUGCCCCAAAGCAUGUUUGUUUUGGCAGCUUCACCAAGGAACACAAACCUCAGACAAGCCAAGGGGCGAUGAGGGCAAGAGAAGGGCAGAAGCAUCCCUUCAGCUUUGCCAGGGGGCUUGGUUUUGUCUUCUACAGAUGAGGCAGCGCAGCCAGGGCUGCCAGCGCUGACUGGUGUGCUAGAAAAGUUUGCAUUAUUUAGUAGAGACGUGUAUUUACCAUCCUAAGCUUUGUAUCUUAGUCCCAUGACUGAAAUAUACAUACAAACAAUCUUUCUGACUGUGGUACUGAACGUUAACUUGUUUUUUUUUUCCUUUGCUAACAGUUGAAUAUAACAAAUAUCAUUACAAAUCAUGCAAUUUCCCCACUUUCUGUUAAGUAUUUCAGUCUCUCGUGUAUAAAACAAUAUGUUUAGCAGAUGACUGAACCAAGCUGAACUAUAUGCAGCCCAAGAAAGGGAGGGUGAUGUUAAACCAGCAGUGACUCCCAGCUCUGCAGUCUUCCUCAGCAGUGGUGACUGCACUGACUGCAGUCAAGUGCAAACGGGAGUAGUCCAAACCCAGUGAAGUCAAUGAGACACCUCCAGUGGGCUCUGGCCCGAGCUGCAAUGUAGCAGCUGUGCUCUAGUUAGCAGUAGCCUUUUUUUUUCCUCCUACUAAGAAAAAGACAAUCCUGUCAUUAGAAUUAGCAUUUUGGCUUUUUCAUUACUCUUGAAAGAUUUAAGUCAAUUUAAAGGGAAAAUUAAUCAUAUGAUGGCAUCUGCAUGUUUGCUUACUGAUGUUGUGAACUCUCCAGCCCCCACCCUGGAGGAGCUGUGUAGGUGGUCCAAGUCAGGAUACUGUGUGGGUCUUUCAGUGCUCCUACAGGCAGGAUAUGAUCAGGGAACGGAGGGAGAUGGAACAUAACAGCCUCUGGUAACUAUGACCCCAUUUGUACUAAAGCCAUGCAGUGUCACCUUCCAUAUUCUCCUCCUGCCAGGAAAGGAACAAAAGCUGAUGCAUUGAAGAUGGGAUUUGUCUGGUUUGGGGUUUUUUUUUGCCUCAGUGUACAUUGUAACACACCAAUCCUACAUUAGCAAACUCUCAUAUUAAGCCAUUCCUUAUAGGAACAAA
Molecule: messenger RNA, 3135 nt
Organism: Manacus vitellinus (golden-collared manakin)
Lineage: Eukaryota; Metazoa; Chordata; Aves; Passeriformes; Pipridae
Gene: KCNG2
Product: potassium voltage-gated channel modifier subfamily G member 2
Exons: 2
Coding region: 49-1599 (516 amino acids)
Biological process (GO): protein homooligomerization; potassium ion transmembrane transport
Cellular component (GO): membrane; voltage-gated potassium channel complex
Molecular function (GO): voltage-gated potassium channel activity; protein binding
Source: RefSeq, a predicted model, not a curated record